GGCCGCGGCGAAAACCGACGAGCAGUCAGUCUGCGGAUUGCAGCGAAUUCGCUCAUUUGAAAAAAAAAACAUGGCUGGAAGAGGUGGUUAUGAACACGCUAGGAGCGGAUUCGGUGGAGAGCGGCAUGUGAAGCAGUUGCCCACGGAACCGCCCUUCAUCGCCUUCGUCGGCAAUCUGCCGCAGGGCCUGGUCCAAGGCGAUGUCAUCAAAAUAUUCCAAGACUUUGAGGUGAAGAACGUGAGGCUGGUUAAGGAUCGUGAAACGGAUCAGUUCAAGGGCUUCUGUUAUGUGGAGUUCGAGACGCUGGACAAUCUGGAGCGGGCCCUCGAGUGUGACGGAAGGAUCAAGCUUGAUGAUCUCUCCGCUCCACUCCGCAUCGAUAUAGCCGAUCGUCGGAAAAAUGAUCGCCCUGGUGGCGGCAUUGGAGGCGGUAAUGGCGGCGGCAUGGGUCGCGACGGCGGCCGAGACGGAUUCCAGAAACGCGGCCCGCCACGCCAGGGCGGCGCAACGCAGUCCUAUAGCCGAAGCGGACCUGGUAGCAGCGGCGGCAGCAGCGGGGGCGGUCGCGAAGGCGGCGGCGGUUCGGGUAAUCGCGGCGAUAGUAGAGGUUCGUACAAUGAUAGUUAUGGUGGUCACAAUGAUAGAAGUCGCGGCGGCGGCGGCAGCGGCGGUCCAGGCACUGGCGGCGGUGGCAUGAAUAGAGGAUACAAUGAUCGGCCGGCGAACCGUGGUCGGUAUGGAAACUUCAACAACGACGAUCGGUUCGAUCGCAACCAGGAUCGCGGUGAUCGAGGCCAGCGGGAGGGCAGCUAUGGCAACCAGUCGAGGGACGGUGACCGCUACAACAACUUCAGCAGGCACCGCGACCGCGAGCGCACCCACUACAAUCCCAACCAGCAGAGCGAACGACCCAGCGGUGGUAUCGGCGGCGGUGGUGCCGGCGGUAUUGGAGGUGGUGGCGGCGGUGGCUCCUCCAUGGGUGCCAUUGAUGACACGGAACGGCCACGCCUGCAGCUGAAGCCGCGAACCAUUGCUGCGCCCAUUAAUGCGGUGGCCGAGACGAAGCAGUCGGCCUCCAUCUUCGGGAACGCCAAGCCCCGGGAGGAGAAGUUGAAGGAGCUGCAGCAGAACGUCAAUCACAAUGGCGAUAACUAGGGAGAGGUGGAGUCCGCAAUAUUAAUAUGCCUGAUAUGAUAUUUUGGUCUUGGAGUCAGCAGAGAAAGAGAACGAUACAGUGGGAUGAGUAAAAAAGAAAGAGAAGAAGAGAGGAGUAAAGGAGUAAGAAAAGGAAGAGAAGAGCAAAUAAAAAGGAGGAGGAGGAAAAUGAGUCGAGAAGGAUAAACAGAUGGAAGCAUCAACAGCAUGCAUAUAUAAACACAUACAUUAAUUAAUACAAACACUACGCUACAUAUACAUAUUAUAUACGACAGAGAUAUAUGUAAUACAUUACACAGAACGAUAACGAUAAUAGAUGAUGGAACAACAGGCUGGCCUGCCUCUGUGUCUUCUCAGUGUCCAGUGUCCAGUGUUUGAGUCAGCGAGUCAGUAAAGUAAACAUUAAAAAUAAUACCACUUAACAGAUGCAGAAGCCCAGCCCAGCCAAGCCACAUGCAACAUGCAACAUGCAACAUGCAACAAGCAAAAUCCCCUUUCUUAUUCUAUGCAGCAAGCAGCAACAUCGACAAAAUGGGAAAAAGUCUAUAUAUGUUAGUCUCUAAGCAGCGAUAAACCUUUAGUCUCUUGAACAUGGCCCAAGUAUAUAUGACUAUAUAUAUAUGCAUAUGAGUAUCGGAACAUAAUAUAUCUGUAUGCAUAUAGAUGCCUAUGUACUGAGAACCGUGAGCAUAGCAGCUCUAUGCACGCUGCUAUUUGUUAAUUAAGUAAAAUGCAUAUAUAAACAAAAACAACAAAAAGUUCUACCAUUAAGUCAUAAAUAGUAAAACAAACAAAAAAAAAAAACAACAAAAAAAGUAAAAAAAAAAAAAACAAACAAAAAGAAAAACUCGAAAAAGAAAGCAAAAAUCGAAAACUUAAAAAAAACCAUCCCUUUUUUGACGAAACGUUCAGCGUAGCGCAGGCAGGCAAUUUAUACAGUUUAUAAUAUAUAUACCUAUAUAUAUAUAUUUAUAUAUAUAUAUACUAUAUAUACAAUAACAAAACUAUUACACUGAAAGAAAUAAACAACAACAACAAAGGCAAGCAAAACACCAACUACGUACGUAAAAAUAGCGAAAAAGUGAAAGAGAAAGCCAAUGGAGAAUUAAAAAAAAUCGUUGAAUUAAUGAUAUAGAAAGCUAUAUAGAAAGAGAUCCAAGUCCAAGUCGCAAAAAAUCCAAUCCAACCAUUAAUUUUCAAACUUUUCCCUUUGAAUACUUUUCAAUAUUUUGUUACUAUACAUAUAUCUCCUAUAUAUAUAUCCUUCGAAGAAACCCAGCCAGCCAGCCAGCACCAAAGCACCCAGCACCCUCCUCCAUUAAUACACUGCACAGAAAUCUGAAUUCUUUUGUAGAUAACCACAAAAAAAAACAACCAACAAACACCCUUUGUAUAAGACGCUAAAAGUUAUGGACAAAAAAAACAAAAAUAUUAAGAAACAAAUAUAAAAAACCACAAAAAAUACACAAAAUACACAAAAAAAAAAUUUGUAUAAAUUAUAAUUGUUGUUGUUUCGUUUGUUUCGAUUUUUCUUUGCAUCCCACACAGAAUUGUACGUAAGCGGAAAAACGCUUUUCUUUCCUUUUCCUUACAAAGAAAAUAAUAGUAAUUUUAUUUUUUUUUUUUUAACAAUUUUUAUCUCCUGAACGAUGAUAAGUUUUUUUUUAUUUUUUGUAUCUUGAAAGAAUGCUGAGAAUACGCGAGAAACUUGUAAAUUAAUUUGAAAAUAAAGCGAAAAAACCUUUACCGA
Drosophila bipectinata is the source of this 2906-nucleotide messenger RNA. It is a transcript of the gene eIF4H1, whose product is annotated as eukaryotic translation initiation factor 4H1. The record is from RefSeq and is a predicted model, not a curated record. NCBI's taxonomy places the organism in Eukaryota, Metazoa, Arthropoda, Insecta, Diptera, Drosophilidae. Gene Ontology annotation, molecular function: RNA binding.